AUGGACAGGCAUCUGAGGGACAGCUCUGGGGUCCUGAACAUCUCGAACUGUACGGGAGCGGCCGGGGACACCCUCCGGCCCAAGAUGGUGACGGAGAGGACGGUGGUGGUGGUGGUGCUGGCCGCCCUGACGCUCCUCACCACUCUGGUGAACAGCGGCGUCAUCAUGGCCAUCUGCACCACCCGGAAGCUGCACCUGCCGGCCAACUACCUCAUCUGCUCGCUGGCCGUCACUGACUUCCUGGUGGCCAUCCUGGUGAUGCCGCUGAGCGUGCUGUACAUCGCCACGGAGACGUGGUGGCUGGGGCAUGCGCUGUGCGAGGCCUGGCUCAGCCUGGACAUGACCUGCUGCACCUGCUCCAUCCUGCACCUGUGCGUUAUCGCCCUCGACCGCUACUGGGCCAUCACCAACGCCAUCGAGUACGCCCGCAAGCGCACCGCCCGCCGGGCCGCCGCCAUGGUGGGCGCCGUCUGGGUCCUGUCCGUCUUCAUCUCCGUCCCGCCCCUCUUCUGGAGGCAGAGCCACGGCGCCGGCGACCACGCCCGCUGCGUCAUCGAGCACGACCACGUGGGCUACACCAUCUACUCCACCUUCGGGGCCUUCUACAUCCCCAUGACCCUCAUUCUGGUGCUGUACUACCGCAUCUACAGCACCGCCAAGACGCUGUACCAGAAGCGCGGCUCCAGCAGGCACCUGAGCAGCCGCAGCAUGGACAGCCAGAACUCGCUGAGCCACUGCCGCAUGGCGCACGCCUUCUGCGUGUCCGACCUCUCCAACUCCGACCCCACGCUGGAGUUCGACCGGCUCAACGUCACCAUUCGCUUCCCGCCCUUGGAGGGGGAGCCGGAGGGGGCCUGCGAGAGGAACCAGAUCUGCACGUCCCGGGAGAGGAAGGCGGCCCGCAUCCUGGGGCUGAUCCUGGGGGCCUUUGUGCUCUGCUGGCUCCCCUUCUUCAUCAAGGAGCUGCUGGUGGGGCUGCGCCUGCUGCACCCCUCCCCCCAGGUGUCCGACCUGCUCACCUGGCUGGGCUACAUCAACUCCCUCAUCAACCCGCUGCUCUACACCAGCUUCAACGAGGACUUCAAGCUGGCCUUUAAGAAGCUGGUCAGGUGCAAAGAGCAUGUGUAG
This is a messenger RNA of Megalops cyprinoides (Indo-Pacific tarpon), 1128 nucleotides long. Its product is annotated as 5-hydroxytryptamine receptor 1E. Gene Ontology annotation, molecular function: neurotransmitter receptor activity; G protein-coupled serotonin receptor activity. The record is from RefSeq and is a predicted model, not a curated record. Gene Ontology annotation, biological process: G protein-coupled receptor signaling pathway, coupled to cyclic nucleotide second messenger; chemical synaptic transmission. Bases 1 to 1128 code for a protein of 375 amino acids. NCBI's taxonomy places the organism in Eukaryota, Metazoa, Chordata, Actinopteri, Elopiformes, Megalopidae. The transcript has a single exon. Gene Ontology annotation, cellular component: plasma membrane; dendrite.